Hemicordylus capensis (graceful crag lizard) is the source of this 6923-nucleotide messenger RNA. It is a transcript of the gene MOB1B, whose product is annotated as MOB kinase activator 1B. Gene Ontology annotation, cellular component: nucleus; cytoplasm. The record is from RefSeq and is a predicted model, not a curated record. Gene Ontology annotation, biological process: hippo signaling; positive regulation of protein phosphorylation. Gene Ontology annotation, molecular function: protein kinase activator activity. NCBI's taxonomy places the organism in Eukaryota, Metazoa, Chordata, Lepidosauria, Squamata, Cordylidae. The coding region runs from base 272 to 922 and encodes 216 amino acids. The transcript has 6 exons.
UUUCGGGGGCGGGCGUCGUCGGGACAGGCUUGAGGAGGCCCGAGGAGGAGCCGCGGAACCCCAGCGCGCGGGGAGGCGGGAAACGCGCCGCCGAGGAGGAGACUGGCGGCCGCUGCUGCUGCUGGCUCCCUCAGUCCCCGCCCCGCGGCGCCCCGUCUGCUGCUCUCCCUCCUUCCUCCUGCUGCUCUGCUGCUGCCGGGGCCGCCUGCCUGCCAUUGGGAGCGAGCCGUGCUGAGGCAGCCGCUGCUGGUCCCGCUCCGACGUCGCCGCCAUGAGCUUCUUGUUUGGUAGCCGCUCUUCUAAAACAUUUAAACCAAAGAAGAAUAUUCCUGAAGGCUCCCACCAGUAUGAGCUGCUGAAACAUGCAGAGGCCACUCUUGGAAGCGGCAACCUGCGGAUGGCUGUUAUGCUGCCGGAUGGCGAAGACCUAAAUGAAUGGGUCGCAGUGAACACUGUGGACUUCUUCAACCAGAUCAACAUGCUUUAUGGGACUAUAACAGACUUCUGCACAGAGGAGAGCUGCCCAGUGAUGUCUGCCGGUCCAAAAUACGAGUACCACUGGGCAGAUGGGACAAACAUAAAGAAGCCAAUCAAGUGCUCAGCACCAAAGUACAUUGAUUACCUUAUGACCUGGGUUCAGGAUCAGCUGGACGAUGAAACACUAUUUCCAUCCAAAAUAGGUGUUCCUUUCCCAAAGAACUUCAUGUCGGUAGCUAAGACCAUCCUAAAGCGUCUUUUCAGAGUUUAUGCUCACAUCUACCACCAGCACUUUGAUCCAGUUAUCCAGUUGCAAGAAGAGGCACAUCUCAACACAUCCUUCAAGCACUUUAUUUUUUUUGUUCAGGAAUUUAAUCUUAUAGACAGAAGAGAACUUGCUCCACUUCAAGAACUGAUUGAGAAACUCACUUCGAAGGACAGAUAAACGGAAGUGGAUUUGUGCAAAUCACUUGUUUCUUUAAGCAGGCAUGUGGUGUGUUCAGGAUUUGGGCUACAGUCCUCUACACACUCAUUGAGAUCAAUGAGACUGACUCCUGAGCAAUUGUUUGGAGGACUGUAGACUUUUAAUUUCUUUGUUCUGUUUUUAGAAACAAAAGAAAACUUGUUCUGUUUUUUGUUUGGGCAAUCUAGAUCCAUUCUCUGUGCUUUAAUUAGAGGAACUUUUGUCUUUUAGUGAGGCACACACAGUAAAUGGCUUUUUGUUAUUGUUAAUUGUGUAAUUUUUUUAGCUGAUGUCGAGUGUUUAUAAAGGAAAAAAAACAUGCUUGUUGGGAAAUGUGACACUGCUGGUUGCAUGGGUUCUGCAUUUCCAGUUGUAGCCCAUUCUCAGAAAGUCCUUAAGAGACUUAACAAUUCUCUAAGUGCCUUGGCAGACUCGCUUCUGAGGUACAAAGCACAUACAAAGAAUAUUGCUGAAAACACAAACUGCUACCCAGGACAUUUAUUAACACUUGUUAUAUAUAAAUAUAUGUAAAACGCAAAAAAAAAGAAAAGAAAAAAGCAAAGCCAUAACUUCUGUCGGUGAUCUCCAGCUUUUAAUACAAAGCAAUGCCUUUAGAGAUGAAUGUGGGCUAUGGAGCAGGGGUGGGGAGAAUAGAGAGGCUGUCAUUUUAGAUCUGCCUUUUGUCCUGCUCAGCAAGCCCAACUCGUAAGUCUUGCAUCGGGGAGGACCAAGGAUAGGGUUGACCACUUUCUUCUUUGCAGUUUAUAUUUGUGCUCCAAAUGUUAGCUUUCAUUUAGAUCGAGUAGUAUAAUUAUUUUGAUGGUCUGUGCAGCUCAAGCUAUCCUGUAAGAUUUCCCACCCAGUAAAGCAGCCGUCUUGCAGGAGAUCAAGUGAAAACAAAUGGGACAGUCAGCCACGGGGAACAGCAGUGUUAUUAACAGGGAACCAUUUGCUUAAAAUCCUUCUUUUUAAUGUAAGGUGUAGGAGGCCCACUUAGAGCAUGGGUUCCUUGGCAGUUCAACAGGAUAAACGGCCUCAGAGGUCUGUUGUUCUGUGGUCUUCUUGCCAUUCGAUGCCUCGCGAGUACACAGUCCCUUUGCAAUCGCAGAUGUACCAUGCUACAGUGACUAAAUGCAGCAGUGUUGUUUGCAUGGAACAGAGUACAGUGGGAACUUUUUGUGUGUGCAUUUAAAUGUAGGUUUAAUUUUAGUUACACUAAUUUUUAUGUAACUUUGUCAUCUUCCUCUUGCUUCCACGCUCCCCUCCCUUCUCUUUUAAAUUAGGAAAAGAACCAGUAUUGUAUAACUAGGCAUCUAAGCCACCAUUACCAAGCAAUUUAUAAACCUUUGUUCAGAGACAUUCAGGGUUGAAUGUUGAGAACCUUGGGACUUUUCAUCCUGAGAAAUUCAGAUUAUGAACCUUCUCCAUAAUUCCCAUAUACAAGUAUCUGUGUCAGGUUUUUUUCACAGUUCAAUAUACAAACAGAUCAUUCCUGGACAUCUGAAUCUUGCUGCUUUCCUGAGUAUUUAGGUGUUGAGCCCAAAAUGUUGUUGUCUAUUUUUCUUGUUGAAAUCUCCUACCUUUCAGCUGUUCUUGGAUCAUAGUUUGUACAGCUUGAAUUUCACAUGAUUGAAAAACAUGAGUUGGACUAUGUAGGCUGGAAAGGUCCAUCCUUGGAUGAAGUUGAUCCGAAGACCAUUUCACACAUCAGUGUCUUAAUGACUACAUGUUAGACAUAUAUUGUACACCCCUGUGAUGGACCGGGGGAUUAAUACCAUAAUGUUUCAGGUGCAUGCAUUACCUUUUUAAAAAUCUGGUGUAAACCAUAGCUUCUCAUAGUAUGUUUUUUUGCAGUGCACAUAAGAUUACAUACAGGUAAUGCUUUAAGUAUUACAUCUUUAGCAGGUGUACAUCAUAGUCUGCAGCUUGUGAAGCGGUCUUGAGCUAUUUGUAACUCAUAAGUCAAAAAAGUGGCAGGAAUUGCAAUAAAUGCCAUGAUCGCAUUACCUAGCUCUGCUUAAUUUAUGCUCUUGACCUUGAUAAUUUGGUAGCCCCUUGAUGACUGUAAGCUGGUGCAUGCAGAAUUGCAGUUCUGCAUGCAGACACAGCAAAAUUAAUCAUCAGUAAUUUGGGUGCUAUUUAAUAGGACCAUGCAGUUGGUAAAAGGGAAUUUCUGAUGUCAAAAAUCCCAGCCCCCACCACCAGAAGGCAUCAGAAUGCGGGGCAAAUGCCAUGGGUAAUGCAGUAGUAGUGGGGCUCCUUUAACUGCCCACCCAGCACUGGUGCGUGGGCAGCUAGGCAGUGCAUAGUGUUUUAGGAGCUGGCAAGCCCACGUGGCUGCUGGGAGGAUGCACAGGCUUCUGAGUUCUGAUGCCUCAGAGCAGACCUAGCAGACCCAGAAGCCCAUGCGUCCUCCCAACAGCCUGCCUGUCCUCCUGGAAGUUCCCAAAAUUCACGGUGCCACCCAUCUGCCCCCGCACUAGUGCUGGGUGGGCAGUUAAAGGGCCACCACUACUGCAUUGCUCAGGGCACUUGCCCCAUGUUCUGAUGCCUUCUGGUGAUAUGGGCUGGAAUUUCCAAAUGUGGAAAUCACCCUUUACUGACUUGUACAGUCCUCAUAUUUCAAAUGUGCAUGUGACACUGUUUUCAUAUGCUGGUUUUGUCCAAACUUGAUUUUUAGAGGUCAGGUUUACAAUCCUGAAAUUGGAAAUUCUAAUACAUGUUUGAGGAUCAAUAUUUCUCAAGUCAAGAUAUACAGACAGCAGUCUGUAAGAACAGUUCCUGCUUAAAACUUCCCCUCCCUCUUUCAUUAUCUUCUAGGGCAUGACUCCCCACCCAUCCACCCCCAAGUCACCCAUAGAAACAUUCUUGAAUAAACUCUUUUGUGUUAGGGUUGUAGAUAGUACUUUGGCCAUAAUAUUUGCAUUAAAUAAUUUUGGGUCUUGAGAGCACAUUCUUCUAGGGACUAUGACAAAUCUCUUAUAUGGAUAUGAACAGAAUGUAUUAUGCAUCAAAUGUUAAUUGGGGAAAAACAGUUAGCAAGAACUUUGAUUUGUGUUCAUUGCUGACCAAAGUCAGAUAAUAAGUUUGGAGAUCACUGCCUGAGAGUGCUGUUGGUUAACCUCCUGUUGAUUGCAUUAAACUUGAAGUCAAAAACAUUGAAGAUAUUAGCACAGUGUUUAGAAAUGGGUAUCCCUUUUUUAAUAUUACAUUAGGGACUCCUAGUGUGUAUUUUCUUCAGUGGCCUUGAGGCUCCAAAAUUUAUUGUUUUAAGAAGGGUGUAUUAAAAUGCUAAUCCAAAAAGUCCUUGAAUUUUUCAGCUGAAUAAGGGUAUUGAAAAUUGAACACUGCAAGAGAACAAAAAAAAAGUUGCAGUAUAGAUCUGGAUUGUAAUCUUAAAAGGGAUAUUCUUCUAGAUUCUGGAUUGCUUUUUGAUAUUAAACAUUGGAUAUUCAGAACCUGGUAUAAAUAUUGGGAACAGGCUACCUUUCUAGUCGCAGCCAGCCAUUUAUUAACACUAUUUCCUUCUACUGUGAAGGAAGAGCCUUAGAACUUCAAAAGAGUCUGAACAGUUUUGCCAUUAUUCCAGCUACCAGUGUGCUGUCUCAUACUGGUUGAUUUUGCUAACUUCAAGAGGUAAGCUACCUCCAUUAGAUAAGCCUGAGCAAAACUGAUGGCAGUCAUAAGAACAGGUGCAAAUCCAUUGAAACCAGUCGUGUUGUGCUUUCUUAGGCUAGUGAUUAAUUUGAUACAGAGGGUUUACAUAGUUGGGGAAAUUUUUUUUAACUUCUGGCCUCAGAAAAUGUAUGUCUACUUCGCAUAUUCAUGUCAGGGAUCCAUGAUAAUUGUGCAAAUAUUUAAAAGCCCCACAUUCUGCUGUUAAUAUAAUGGCUUUAGAGAGAACAACUUUCAAAAGGACAAAUAGUUAAAUUUUCUUUUACUGCUUACUAUGCAAUGUAGAACUCUGAAUAUUUGCAGUUACCUUAAGAUAGAAAUGGAGGCUCUGUCAAUAUUUUGAAACUGAAAUCUCUCUGGAACCUUCUUCACAGGCAAAAGGCCUAUUUGCUGCUAUUGACUUUUCCUAUCUUUCAGAUUGUUUCCUUUCUCUUCUUUAAGCCCUUGCCUUUGAUUGCCAUACGACGUUUUUAAUAAAAAUGUUUUGUUUUGGAAAGCUCUUCAACCAAUCAACAUUUUACUUCCUGGAAUACUAUAUUAUAGGUAAAAUGCCAGCUUUCAUAUUAAUAUUGUUGAAUCAUAACAUGAAGGUAGAUCUGCCAAUUUUUCAACUGCAAAAUUUCCACAUUGCUUAAUGCGUUAAUUUUCUUUUUGUAUUGCAUUUCUUUUAAUGGGUAACCUCUAUUUGGGUUUUCUAGACUGCAUUGCUAGAACCACUAGCCACUUUAGAAGAAAUAUUAAACAUUUAUAUAAAAGUUUAGUUACUAUUUUAUUUCUGUCAUUUGUACACAUAGUUUCCUCCUUUAAAAAUAAAUAAAUAAAUAAGCUCCCUUCUAAAAUUGCAGUGUCACUCAGAUUUUAAAAUUCUUUUUCUGUUUGCUUGGCUUCUCCCCGCCCCCCACUGUCCUUUCAAUAGUUUUUCAUAGAUUACUGUAUUUUUAGGAAAAAUUAAUUUUUAUAGCCACUAAACUGUACUCAUUAUUUUUGUACAUGUAUAACUAAGUCAUUUGGGAACACAAGUCUUUUGAAAUGUCAUUUGGUUCCAUGAUGUUUUGGAUACAUUUAUUCGCAGAUGUUGUGUUGCUAAAUAUUGCCAUAAGAAUAAAAUACCUUUGACUGAUGUGAAGCUCGGUGGAGGGAAAGCUUAAGUAUUCCUUAAUGGUAGUCCUGGCACUGGGGACUGCAGACAGACCCACAUAAUUCCCAUGGAUUGGCUUGGUCUUAAAUGCAGUUUAGGGGAAGAGAGCCUAGAAAAGCACUAGGAUCUGUUGCUUGUACUUGACUUCUGACAUAGUUUGCACACAGGAACGGGCGGUAUGCAGAGUGCAUCUGCCAUGGCCGCUGGUCUCCAGUGUGAGUGAGGACCAGUUUUAUACAGCCAGCAGAAUCAGCUAGUAAAGAUUUUCCUGGAUUGUACCGCUUGAAACUAAAUUUUCUGAGGUAUAGCAUGUUUGAAUCUGGGCUGGGGAAACUCCUGCAAAAGCAGAUUGCAUUCAUGUCCUUGACAAGUUAACUUUUAUUUGUUGAUCUGUUUGCAUAUAUCCAGAUAUGCAACCUCUCUCCACUUGCAGUUUGAUGUGGUACAGCCCAAGAUCAGCUUUACCCCUGUAUUCUGCUGAUUGUAUAAUUUAUCUUGUGCUUUACUGAACUCUUUGCUCCCUGCUUGAUUUUUAUGCUGUGUCUGGGAUGUGCCUUCUUGCAUAAGCUUACCAGAGACCCCCAAAAUUUGGCACUGGGUGUGCUUACCAGAGCAAAGGUAUUGUAGAUGCAACACUGUAAUAGUCACAUCUGCUUCUUUAAAUAUUUCAAAGCAGCUGGAGGAAAAAAAAGGCUUAAAAUAUAAAAUGCAACACAGAGACCUGUACUGUAAGCGGACUGUGCCAAUAUUACUUCAGUUUGUACUCAUUAUUGAUCAAUACUUGUUUUAAAUGAAAACAGCUUUUUGAUUUAAAAAAAGUUGAAUGUCUGAAAUUCUGCAACACAGUGUAUUGGAGAGAUGUAAAUAAUGUAUACAGAUUGUUGUAAGUGAUGGGAUGAAAAAAUAUAUAAAUUCUAGGCUUUUUAAGUAAGGAACUGAAUGCUGUUUAUAAGAAGAAAAAUAAAUAGCUAUGUUUGACCAUGAUUGCCUUUUUUUCCUUCUCAUCCUAAUUCAGUUUUUAAUUCCUGGAUGGACUUCACUAUCUGUACAUUGUACACAUCUGAGCAUUCCACAUACAAAUUACUUUGUGUAGUUACCUCACUUGAAUUUGUGAAUUAUUUGUAUUGCAAGCAAAUCUGAUGGCAAUAAAAUGAACCUGCUGUCCUUCCA